GAGGGCGGCGGGCGGCCGCGCCGGGGCGGCGCGCGCGCGUUUGCAUAGUUCCCGGUCAACAUAGAAAUGUGGGAGUGUCUUGGCUGAAUCCUCAUGCAGACAAGAUCAUUAUGGUCCUGGUAGGUAGGACCAGGAACCUGAUAUAAGGUUGAAAAAAUGGUACAUUAGUUGAAGGAAACAAAGGGGAAUGCCCAGAAGAAAAAGAAAAUAUUGCCACUGCAGGUGUAUGAACAGCACUGCUUCUGCAGCAAAAGCCUAGACUCACCACACCUUGGGAAGAGAAUGGCCACUACCUGGGGGGCAGCCUUUUUCAUGCUGGUGGCCUCCUGUGUUUGUAGCACUGUCUUCCACAGAGACCAGCAGACUUGGUUUGAGGGUGUCUUCCUGUCUUCCAUGUGCCCCAUCAAUGUCAGUGCCAGCACAUUGUAUGGAAUUAUGUUCGAUGCAGGGAGCACUGGAACACGAAUUCAUGUUUACACCUUUGUGCAGAAAAUACCGGGACAGCUUCCAAUUCUGGAAGGGGAAAUUUUUGAAUCUGUGAAGCCAGGACUUUCUGCUUUUGUAGAUCAACCUAAGCAGGGUGCUGAGACUGUUCAAGGACUCUUAGAGGUGGCAAAAGACUCAAUCCCCCGAAGUCACUGGAAGAGAACCCCAGUGGUCCUGAAGGCAACAGCGGGACUGCGCUUACUGCCAGAACAGAAAGCCCAGGCUCUGCUCUUUGAGGUAAGAGAAAUCUUCAAGAAAUCACCUUUCCUGGUACCAGAUGACAGUGUUAGCAUCAUGGACGGAUCCUAUGAAGGCAUCUUAGCUUGGGUUACUGUGAAUUUUCUGACAGGUCAGCUGCAUGGCCACAGCCAGGAGACUGUGGGGACCCUGGACCUGGGGGGGGCCUCCACCCAAAUUACGUUCCUACCCCAGUUUGAGAAAACCCUGGAACAAACACCUCAGGGCUACCUCACUUCAUUUGAGAUGUUUAACAGCACUUACAAGCUCUAUACACAUAGUUACUUGGGAUUUGGAUUGAAAGCUGCAAGACUAGCAACCCUGGGAGCCCUGGAAACAGAAGGGAUUGAUGGACACACUUUCCGAAGUGCCUGUCUACCGAGAUGGUUGGAAGCGGAGUGGAUCUUUGGGGGUGUGAAAUACCAGUAUGGUGGCAACAAAGAAGGAGAGAUGGGCUUUGAGCCCUGCUACGCUGAAGUGCUGAGGGUGGUCCAAGGAAAACUUCACCAGCCAGAGGAGGUCCAGAAGAGCUCCUUCUACGCUUUCUCGUACUAUUAUGAUCGUGCUGUUGACACGGACAUGAUUGAUUAUGAAACAGGGGGUGUUUUAAAAGUUGAAGAUUUUGAAAGAAAAGCAAGGGAAGUGUGUGAUAACUUGGAAAACUUCACCUCAGGCAGUCCUUUCCUGUGCAUGGAUCUCAGUUACAUCACAGCCCUGUUGAAGGACGGCUUUGGCUUUGCAGACAGUACCAUCUUACAGGUAUUUCCCCCCAAGUCCUCCUCAGACUCGGAGACAGAAGAGGAGUUGUCUGGGGAUGGGCUGGUUUUGCCCAGGGCUGGCAAACUGGAUGACUUCCUUGGCCCAGAGGACUUGACGCUUUCUGAUUCUUCUGACUCAACUGGGAGCUUUUACGAGACCCUGGAGGUACUAAAGCAGAAAGGCAAGUGGUGCCUGUUGGAAUCCCUUUAUGAGUCUGACCCAGACAGUGGUGAGAAUUUCUCCGAAGAUGAGGAGGACCUGGAGAGUUUCUUCCAAGACGAAGGCAGGGGGAAGCCACAGGUCCAGUACCCCGUGUCUCCAAGGUGUGGCUCCACAAGGCGCUGCAGCUCGCUGAGCAGCCUUCCGUCCGACGACCCCAAGGGUCAGCCCCCGCCACCCUCAGGCUCCAGGCCUCCCUCGCAGCACAGAAGCCUCAGCUCCUGGGCAUCAUCCAUCACCGUCCCUCGGCCGUUCCGCAUGACGCUGCGUGAGGCCCAGAAGAAGGCCCAGUGGCUGGCCUCCCCUGCCUCCUUCGAGCGGGAGAGGAAGCAGGCCCAGCAGCAGGGUCAGGAGGAGGCCGAGUGCCACCGGCAGUUCCGGGCACAGCCCGUGCCCGCGCACGUCUACUUGCCCCUCUACCAGGAGAUCACGGAGCGCAACGAGGCCCGCAGGCAGGCAGGGAUCCAGAAGAGGAAGGAACUGCUCCUCUCCUCCUUGAAGCCCUUCAGCUUCCUAGUGAAGGAGGAACAGAGAAAGGAAGCUGCUAAACAGAGGGAGUUGGCCGCCACAGCCAAGGCCAAGGCCCCCAAGCAGAGGGCCACCAGAAGGAUCCCCAAGUCCAUUCUGGAGCCAGCCCUCGGGGACAAACUCCAGGAAGCAGAACUCUUCAGGAAAAUUCGCAUCCAGAUGCGAGCCCUAGACAUGCUCCAGAAGGCCUCCUCCCCUAUCGCCUUCUCCGGCAGCCGACCUGACCCACAGCCUCGCACAGCUACCCGAACCCAGAAGGAAAAGCUUGCAUUUCUGCACCCUGACUUUGGAUUCCAGCCUCGGGUGAAUCCUGCCGUCCCUGACUACGAAGGCCUUUACAGAGCCUUCCAGAGAAGAGCUGCCAAGAGAAGGGACGCCAGGGAGGUGACUCGCAACAAGCCCUUCUUGCUGAGAACCAGCAGCCUGCGGCGCGCUCAGCGGCCCAGUGAUGCCGCCACGUCUGGAGGGAGGAGGGACUCUCCACAGCUGCCAGCCACACCCCUGCCAAGGAGUCGUUCUCUGAGUGGCCUUGCUUCCCUCUCUGCCCACACCCUCCCUGUGCACAUCACGGACGUCACCAGGAAGAGGGAAUCUGCAGUCAGAAGUUCACUUGAAAAAAAGGACAAAGCAGAUGAGAGUACUCAGUGGUUGGAGAUGCACAAAAAGAAGUGUCAAGCGAUGUCUAAAUCCGUGACCUUGCGUGCGAAAGCCAUGGAUCCCCAUCAAAGCCUGGAGGAGGUGUUCAAAGCAAAGCUGAAAGAGAAUCGGAACAAUGACCGUAAAAGAGCAAAAGAGUAUAAGAAAGAAUUGGAAGAAAUGAAGAAGAGAAUACAGACGAGGCCGUAUCUCUUCGAACGAGUUACCAAGGACCUUGCCAGGAGAGCCGCAGAACAACGGUAUCGAGACACCCUGAAGCAGGCUGGGCUGGAUGAAGACUUUGUGAGGAACAAGGGUCAGGGCAGCCGGGUUGUACAAUGGCGGGAGCAGUCAGAAGUCCGUGAUUGUCCCAGCACCCAUGAAACUACAAAACUCAGCACCAGAAAUCCACAGCAGGAUUUAGAAGAAUCUCUACAGCAGCCUACAAGCCCCAAGAAAGAACUGGAAGAGCUGUCUUAUGAAUUGCUAAUUUCAAAUCACUUGCUUAAUCAGUAGCACUUAAAAUUACUGCUUUUCAGUAUUAACCAGCUAACUUGGGGUUGAGUCAAGGCAGGCAAAACUUGGCUUCUGAGUCAAUGGCUACUCUUGGAGAAUGGGGAAAAGAGAAGUAGCAGGGGGAAAAAAAGCAGAUGACAAAUAGGGAAUGAAUGGUUUAAGUAAAUCAAAGUGAACAACCUCAGGGCAGAGGGAUCAGAGCUAAGCAUUCUUGCUUUGUGCCUCCUACUUUAAAAAAAAGGGCACAAGCCCAAAUGCCUACGAGAGGCUAGUUAGGAGACAGAUCACAUGGGCUGGGUAUGACAGGAGACAGUAGACUACAGUCUCUGCUAGAACACAGGCCCAGAACCGCCAGAUCAAGCGAGCUCUCAACAGAAGCCAGAAAUUUGCAUGUUGGCAACUAAUUUAAAAAUUAUUAAGAAAUACUGUGUGGGGUAGGAAGGGAAAAAUGAAAGGGGGGAUGUCGGAGGGGGAGACGA
Molecule: messenger RNA, 3860 nt
Organism: Callorhinus ursinus (northern fur seal)
Lineage: Eukaryota; Metazoa; Chordata; Mammalia; Carnivora; Otariidae
Gene: ENTPD5
Product: ectonucleoside triphosphate diphosphohydrolase 5 (inactive)
Biological process (GO): cilium organization
Cellular component (GO): cilium
Molecular function (GO): hydrolase activity
Source: RefSeq, a predicted model, not a curated record